AUGGCCUCCCUCGCCGCCUCUCUCCGGUCAUUGACCCUCACGACCGUGCGCGCGACUAUUCCCCGUGUCGGGGCUCCUGCGACGGCCACACGCGCCUUGUCAACGGCGAUCCUGACCAAGAAGCCGGCGCAGAGGAGCGAGUCGGUGCUCGCGGUGUUUGGACAGAAGGCCGCGGUCGUGGGCAAUGCGGUGGUGCAGCAGACGAGGGGGAUGAAGGUGCACAGCUCCGUCAAGAAGAGGUGUGAGCACUGCAAGGUCGUCCGUCGCAAGGCAGGCAAGAGGCACAACGGGUACCUGUACAUCAUCUGCAAGGCGAACCCCAGACACAAGCAACGCCAGUCUUGA
Colletotrichum graminicola M1.001 is the source of this 345-nucleotide messenger RNA. Its product is annotated as ribosomal protein L36. Bases 1 to 345 code for a protein of 114 amino acids. Gene Ontology annotation, biological process: ribosome biogenesis; translation. Gene Ontology annotation, cellular component: mitochondrial large ribosomal subunit; ribosome. The record is from RefSeq and is a predicted model, not a curated record. The transcript has 2 exons. Gene Ontology annotation, molecular function: structural constituent of ribosome. NCBI's taxonomy places the organism in Eukaryota, Fungi, Ascomycota, Sordariomycetes, Glomerellales, Glomerellaceae.